This is a messenger RNA of Colletotrichum godetiae, 2415 nucleotides long. RefSeq names its product glycosyl hydrolase. Gene Ontology annotation, biological process: glycoprotein catabolic process; protein deglycosylation; carbohydrate metabolic process. The record is from RefSeq and is a predicted model, not a curated record. The coding region runs from base 1 to 2415 and encodes 804 amino acids. Lineage: Eukaryota; Fungi; Ascomycota; Sordariomycetes; Glomerellales; Glomerellaceae. Gene Ontology annotation, molecular function: carbohydrate binding; peptide-N4-(N-acetyl-beta-glucosaminyl)asparagine amidase activity. Gene Ontology annotation, cellular component: cytosol; nucleus. The transcript is spliced from 4 exons.
AUGGGAGUGCUUCACAAGUUUGCCAUUGGCCUCAGCGGCGCCGUGGCCGGGCUAUCCGGAUUUGUGCAAGCAAAAGACUACACGCCAUACGUCGACCCAUUUCUUGGCACCGAGGGCCCCGAGCCCGGGUCAUCUUACCAAGGCGGGAACACGUUCCCCGGCGUGACACUUCCGUUCGGAGCCGUGAAAAUCGGCAUCGACACCACGAGAUGGGAUACCAGGUAUCAAGCUAAUGCGGGUUACACCGUCGAAGGAAAUGUCACGGCAAUUUCCAUGUUGCAUGUCAGUGGUACGGGAGGCGCCCCUACGUACGGCCUCAUCCCGCAAAUGCCUCUCACGACUCUGGAAGGGGUGAAUUUUCUCGACAACUUGACGUACAUGCAGCCGAGGGCUAAGCAUGAUAUUGCCGAGGUCGGCUACUAUAAGACAUCUCUGGAAAGUGGUGUUACAGCCGAGAUGAGCGCCAGCAUGCACGUCGGCAUCAUCAAGUAUGAGUUCCCUAGCGAUGGCGGCCGCCAUAUUCUGGUGGAUAUUAGCCACUACCUGCCGACCCGCGGAAAGGAGUCUCAAUGGUACAGCAACGGCUAUCUGGAGCGUAGUGAAGAUGGUUCUUCGUACACUGGUUAUGGUAUAUAUAGGGAAGGCUGGUCUCUUGGCGGCGACUUCAAGAUCUACUUCUGUGGGCAGUUUGAUAGCGUGCCCGAAGACGUCGGACUCUUCUCCGGCAUCUACACGGACCCGUAUUGGCCCAAUACCACAGAUGUCAAGCCAUUCUACAACAACGACACGACGGUCAAAGGCGGCGUAGACGGGUACCAGUACGCCAACCGAGUCGGAGGCAUCUUUACAUUUUCACCUAGUGUGGCUAGUCUGACGUCUAAAGUGGGAGUGUCAUGGAUCUCCUCCGAGAAAGCUUGCCAAUUCAUCAAAGACGAAAUCCCCCAUAAUGACCUCAAUCAGACGGUCAGCGAGGCAAAGUCUCAAUGGAACGACGAAGUUCUUUCCAAGGUUGAUGUCAAGACCGAGAACCAGACGCAGUUGGAGAUGCUCUACACUGGACUUUACCAUGCUCACUUGAUGCCCUCCGACCGAACUGGGGAGAACCCUCACUGGACGACCGAAGAGCCGUAUUAUGACGACUUUUACACGCUUUGGGAUACUUUCCGCUGCACUCAUGCGCUAAUCUCGUUGAUAUUGCCUAGUCGGCAGGUUGAUAUGAUUCGAGCCAUGAUCGACAUCUGGCGACACGAGCGAUUCCUGCCGGAGGGUCGCAGCCAUAACCACAACGGUCGAGUUCAAGGUGGCUCCAACUCUGACAACGUCCUCGCCGAUGCUUACGUGAAGAAGCUCGACACUAAUGGCCUCAUUAACUGGGCGGAUGGAUAUGCUGCUGUGCGAACCAACGCCGAGUUACAGCCAUAUAACAACUUUGACUUCAACGACCCAACAGGAAGCACCAAGGAAGGUAGAGGCGCCUUAGAUGACUGGAAGAAGUAUGGCUACGUUUCUGUCAACUACGGUAGAAGCGUGAGCAAGACCGUCGAGUACUCUCUGAACGACUUUGCCGUGUCGCAAAUUGCCAAGGGUGAGGCACCUGAAGAGGCGGCAACCUAUUUGAACCGCUCGACCGGUUGGCAAAAGAUCUGGCUCAAGGAUGCCAAGGCACUCAACUUCACCGGCUUCCUCGCUCCCCUCAAACCUAAUGGCACAGUCUUCCCAGGCUACAGCCCACUCGAAUGCGGAGAAUGCAACUGGGAGGCCAUCUCGUACGAGGGAACGCCAUGGGAGUACAGCUUCACCGCACCGCACGACAUGUCUACCCUGAUAACCUUGAUGGGGGGCCCCGUCAGCUUCGAACAUCGACUCGACACGAGCUUCAUCCCCGGGUUAGCCGAGCAGGACCAAGGAAAUAACGGAAUCGGAGACAUGAUUUACAAUCCCGGAAACGAACCAAGCUUCAUGACGCCGUUCUUGUACAACUAUAUCGGACGUAGGCAAUGGAAGAGCGUGAUGAGGAGCAAGCACAUUGUCGACGACUAUUACCACGUCGGCGCGAGCGGUAUCCCCGGUAAUGACGAUGCGGGAAGUAUGAGUAGCUGGCUCGUGUGGAGCAUGCUCGGUUUGUACCCGGUGGUCACGCAACCCAUCUACCUUGUUCUUUCCCCCCGAUUUGAGGAAAUCAGCAUACGACUGGGCGUAGACGGCGGGCUCUUGCGGAUCACCGCAACUGGCCUUGAGCAAGGCCCGUAUGUUCAAAGUCUUAAGGUGAACGGCAAGGACUGGGACAAGAGUUGGGUCACUCAUGAAGAUCUUCUCGGGGAGAACUUAGAGGGAGGUCAACUUGAGUUUGUGUUGGGCGCGGAGCCCGCGGAGUGGGACUCGGGCGAAUUACCGCCCAGCCCGGGUGCACUUUGA